CCGCCUGGCUGCCGAGAGCGCGGCCGCGGGGCCUGGGGCGCGCCGCUUCCUCCGCGGUCCCGGCUCCCGGCCGCUGCGCAGUCGUCGUUCCCGCCGCCUGUCGCAUCCCGACGGGCUUCUCCGCGCCGCACGUGGGCGCGCCGAGGAUGUGAGAUGGAGCCCGAGGAGCAGGAGCUGCUGAGCGACUACAGGUACAGGAGCUACUCGGCGGGCAUCGAGAAGGCACUCCGCAACUUCGAGUCCUCGAGCGAGUGGGCCGACCUCAUCUCGUCCCUGGGCAAGCUGAACAAGGCGCUGCAGAGCAACCUCAAGUACUCCCUGCUGCCACGGCGGCUCCUCAUCAGCAAGCGGCUGGCGCAGUGCCUGCACCCCGCGCUGCCCAGUGGCGUGCACCUCAAGGCCCUCGAGACCUACGAGAUCGUCUUCAAGAUCGUGGGCACGCGAUGGCUGGCCAAGGACCUCUUCCUGUACAGCUGCGGGCUGUUCCCGCUGCUGGCGCACGCGGCCAUGUCGGUGCGGCCGGUGCUGCUGGGGCUGUACGAGCGGUACUUCCUCCCGCUGCAGAAGCUGCUGCUGCCCGGCCUGCAGGCCUUCAUCGUGGGGCUGCUGCCCGGCCUGGAGGAGGGCUCGGACAUCUAUGACAGGACGGAUGCGCUGCUGCUGAGACUGUCGCUGGUGGUUGGCCGGGAGGUGUUCUACGCCGCGCUCUGGGGCAGCGUCCUGGCCAGCCCGUCCAUCCGCCUGCCCGCCUCGCUCUUCGUGGUGGGCCACAUCAGCCGGGACACGCCCGGCAAGGAGCAGAAGUACAUGCUGGGCACUGACUACCAGCUCACGGUGAAGGCUUUGUGUGCCUCCUUGUUGGAUGCCAACGUUCUGGUGCAGAGGAACAAUCUGGAAAUCGUUCUCUUCUUCUUCCCGUUUUAUACCUGUCUGGACGCCGAGGAGAGGGCCAUCCCGCUGCUCAGGGCGGACAUCGUGCGCAUCCUGGCCGCCGCCACCCAGACCCUGCUGAGAAGGGACAUGUCUCUCAACCGCAGGCUCUACGCGUGGCUCCUGGGCUCGGAUAUCAAAGGAAACACCAUCGCGCCCGAGUCCGGCGACUCGGACUCUUACGAAGACCAGUCCUUGUACUUUUUUGAAAAGUAUUCCAAGGAUCUUCUCAUUGAGGGCCUGGCGGAGAUACUGCACCAGAAGUUCUCAGACGCCGACGUGGAGGAGCGCACCCAUGCCUACCUGAAGCCUUUCCGGAUCCUGGUCAGUCUGCUGGACAAGCCAGAAAUAGGGCCUCAAGUGGUUGAGCAUUUGUUUCUCGAAGUCAUCCGGGCCUUUUAUUCUUACUGCAGCGAUGCACUGGGUUCAGAUCUGAGGCUGAGCUACACGCAGAGUGGAAACUCGAUGAUAAGCACAAUAAAAGAAAAUAGAAAUGCCUCUGAGAUUGUGAAAACAGUGAAUUUGCUGAUCACCUCACUCAGCACUGACUUCCUCUGGGAUUAUAUGAUGCGAUGUUUUGAAGACUGCUUUAGGCCCCCAAAGCAGAGUGACGAUGGUGGUGGGGGUACCAUCAGCCCACCCCCGAGCGUGUCAGAGCUCUGCACGCUGCUGGUGUUCCUCCUAGACGUCAUCCCCCUGGAACUUUAUUCUGAGGUGCAAACACAGUACCUUCCACAGGUGCUUGGCUGCCUGGUACAGCCCCUGGCUGACAAGCUGGAAGCUUUGAGCUUGCCAGAGCUCACACAUGCCCUGAAGACGUGUUUUAAGGUGCUCAGCAAAGUGCAGAUGCCGCCGUCCUACCUGGAUGCGGAGUCUGCAAGCUCGAGUCCGGUAAAAGGUGAGAACAGUGAGAUCGUGUUAGACAUCAAGGCGCUGGUGUCCGGGGACGAAGACGCCGCCUUCCCUCCGCUGAAGUCCGAGGACAGCGGGAUCGGGCUCAGCGCGUCCUCCCCGGAGCUCUCCGAGCACCUAAGGGUGCCCCGGGUUUCUCCUGAGAAAGACGACGUGUGGAAGAAGGGGGGGACCAUGCAGAGGACGUUUCUCUGCAUCCAGGAGCUGAUCGCCAACUUCGCCCACAAGAACAUUUUCGGGGUGCCACUCACGACGGCGGCCGAGGACAGCGCGUCGGAGGAGCCCGCGGGCCCGCGGGAGGAGGGCGCGGGCGGCAGGAAGAACUCCUGGGAGGCCAGGCCCCUCACCGUGCCCCAGUUCAAGCAGAUGCUCUCUGACCUGUUCACCGUCCGGGGGUCUCCAUUCAAGGCCAAGAGCGCGGGGUCGCCGCGGCCUCCCGACAGCCCGAGCCGGAAGGAGGGCGAGUGGGCCGUGGAGCAAGCGGCCGUGGCGCUGCGCGGCUCCCGGGAGGGCUGCAGGGAGGCCUUCGCCGCCGCCUGCCACCUGCUGCUGGAGUGCGCCACCUUCCCCGUCUACCUGUCCGAGGACGAGACUGAGAGCCUCUACGACUCGCUCUUCCAGCUUCCCGGAGCCAGCGAUGCAGCCUUUCCCCUGUGGCUGCGGUCCCUGAUGACCAUCUGCUGCUGCGUGAACGACUGCUACCUGCAGAAUGUGGCCAUCUCCACGCUGCUGGAAGUGAUCAACCACUCCCAGUCCCUCGCUCUCGUCAUCGAGGACAAGAUGCAGCGAUACAAGAGCUCAGGACACAACCCAUUCUUCGGCAAGCUGCAGAUGGUGACAGUCCCCCCCAUUGCUCCUGGGAUCCUGAGAAUCAUUGCCGAGAAGACAGACUUCUAUCAGAGAGUGGCCCGGGUGCUGUGGAACCAGCUGAACAAGGAGACUCGGGAGCACCACGUGACGUGCGUGGAGCUCUUCUACCGGCUGCACUGCCUGGCGCCGACGGCCAGCAUCUGCGAGGACAUCAUCUGCCAUGCGCUGCUGGACCCCGACAAGGGAACGAGACUGGAGGCGCUGUUUCGCUUCUCCGUCAUCUGGCACCUGACGAGGGAGAUCCAGGGCUGCCGAGUCACAUCCCGCAACCGCUCCUUUGACAGGUCCCUGUUCGUGGUGCUGGACAGCCUGACCUGUACGGAUGGUGCCAUCGGCGCGGCCGCCCAGGGCUGGCUGGUGCGGGCUCUGUCCCUCGGGGACGUGGCACGCAUUCUCGAGCCCGUGCUGCUGCUCCUACUGCAGCCCAAAACCCAGAGGACCUCCAUCCGCUGCUUCAAGCAGGAGGACACGGCGGAAGACUUGCAGCGCUGGCUGCACCGGAAGAAAACGUCUUUCCAAGAGGCAAGUGGCGCAGCCGAGCCUCCGGAAGGCGGCAUGGACGAGGCCGUGCCGCUGAGCCAGCUCACCACGGUGGACCGCGAGGCCAUCUGGGCCGAGGUGGAGAAGGAGCCGGCCAGGUGCCUGCUGCCGGGCCGCGCGCCCAGCGAGGACGACCUUCCUGGCUGCGAGGAGCCGGCCGACAGCAGCGAGCACACGGAGUCGGCCGACACCUGCUCCAGCCACACGGACAGCGAGAACACGUCCUCCUUCUCCUCCCCGUCCCACGAGCCGCCCGAGCUGAGCGCUGAGGAGACCUGCUGCGCCCCGGUCGUCACCCGGCCGCCGCCACCGCCCCCGGGGGACAGCUGCGUGAGCCUGCGCCGCGUGGACUCGGACAAGACGCAGGCCUCAGAGUCGCUGUCCAGCGACGAGGAGGCCGAGGUGGAGCUGCAGGCGCUGGCCUUGCCCCCGGGGCGGCCGGCGCGGGAGCAGCGCGAGGGCCUGGAGGCCCUGUUCAAGCACAUCCUGCUCUACCUGCAGCCCUACGACUCCCGGCGCGUGCUCUACGCCUUCUCCCUGCUGGAGGCCGUGCUCAAGACCAACCCCCGGGAGUUCGUGGAGGCCGUGUCGGCCACCAGCAUGGACACCAGCUCCACCGCGCACCUCAACCUCAUCUCCAACCUCCUGGCGCGCCACCAGGAGGCCCUGGUGGGCCAGAGCUUCUACGGGAAGCUGCCGCCCCAGAGCCCCCCGGCCUGCCCCCACCCGCUGCUCAUCGAGCUGCUCACCUACCUGUGCCUCAGCUUCCUGCGCAGCUACUACCCCUGCUACCUGAAGGUGGCGCACCGCGACGUCCUGGGCAACCGCGACGUGCAGGUCAAGAGCGUGGAGGUGCUCAUCCGCCUCGUGACGCAGCUGGUCUCCGUGGCCAAGGCGGCCGAGGGCGCGGGCGCCGACUUCAUCCACGGCCUGCUGCAAAGGUGCCAGCUGCAGGAGUUCGUGCUGCUCUCGCUCUCGGCGUCCAUGCACACCAGCCAGCGGCGCCACGGGCUGGCCGCGGGCACGUCCGCCGCUCCCGGCCGGGACGAGGGCCUCCUGGAGGAGCGCCUCAUCAACCUGGGCCAGGAGCAGGUCUGGAGCGAGCACCCGCUGCAGAUCGAGCUGCUGAAGCUCCUGCAGGUGCUCAUCGUCCUGGAGCACCACCUGGGCCAGGCCCGCGAGGAGGCCGAGCGGCAGCCCGAGCUGGCCCGGGAGUGGCGGCGGGCCGUGAGCUUCCAGCAGGCCAUCGGCGCGAGGAGCUACGUGCAGCCCCACCCGCUCACCUCGCAGGGGCUGCUGGUGGCGGCCGUGGUGCGCGGGCUGCAGCCGGCCUACGGCUACGGCAUGCACCCGGCCUGGGUCAGCCUGGUCACGCAGUCCUUGCCCUACUUCGGGAAGUCGCUGGGCUGGACCGUGACCCCCUUCGUGGUCCAGAUCUGCAAAAACUUGGACGAGCUGGUCAAGCAAUAUGAGAGUGAGUCUGUGAAGCUGCCCGUCAGCAAUACCUCCAAGAGGGAAAACGUUUCUCCGGAUUACCCGCUCACGCUACUGGAAGGUCUGACAACCAUUAGUCACUUUUGCCUUUUGGAGCAACCCAACCAAAACAAAAAGACGGCGGCCGUCAGUGACCCCAGCAGCUUGAAGAAUGCCAAGAACGCCAUCCUGGAAGAGCUGCCCCGGAUCGUCAGCACCAUGGCUCUCCUCUGGAAUGUUCUCAAAAGGGAGGAGACUCAAAAGAGACCCGUUGAUCUUCUCGGAGCCACCAAGGGGUCCUCGUCCGUGUACUUUAAGACCACCAAAACCAUCCGGCAGAAGAUCCUGGACUUCCUGAACCCCUUGGCAGCCCACCUCGGUGUGCAGCUGAUGGCCGCGGUCGCGGCGGUGUGGAGCAGAAAGAGAGUCAAACGGCACAGUAAGACGAAGAUCCUCCCGGCGGCCAGCGUGGCCCAGCUCACGCUGGUGGACCUGGUGUGCGCGCUCGGCGCCCUGCAGACGGACGCCGUGCUGCAGCUGGUGAAGGAGGUGGUGAAGCGGCCGCCGCCCCUCCGCGGGGACGAGAAAUCACCCCUUGUGGAUAUUCCUGUGUUGCAGUUUUGUUUCGCUUUCAUCCAGAGGCUCCCAGGAGCAGCCUUGCAAGAGAACUUCCCUUCCCUGCUGGGCGUGUUCAAGGAGUCUGUGCAGCUAAACCUCGCUCCCCCCGGCUACUUUCUGCUCCUCAGCAUGCUGAAUGACUUUGUGACGAGGACGCCCAACCUGGAAAGCAAGAAAGACCAGAGGGACCUGCAGGAAGUCACGCAGAAGAUCCUGGAAGCCGUGGGGAACAUCGCCGGCUCCUCCCUGGAGCAGACCAGCUGGCUCAGCAGGAACCUGGAGGUCAAGGCCCAGCCCCAGGUCGAGCUGGAGGAGUCUGAUGCCGAGGAGGAGCUGUGUGACGCUGCUGACACUGCUGCCACCACGUCAGCGAUGGUGUCCUCGUCCGCCCCUUCCGUGUACAGCGUGCAGGCCCUCUCUCUCCUGGCAGAGGUGCUGGCCCCGCUGCUGGACAUGGUGUACCGGAGCGACGAGAAGGAGAAGGCCGUGCCCCUGAUCUCCCGCUUGCUCUACUACGUUUUCCCUUAUUUGCGCAACCACAGCGCCUACAAUGCGCCCAGCUUCAGGGCCGGCUCGCAGCUGCUGAGCUCACUGAGCGGCUACGCCUACACCAAGCGGGCCUGGAAGAAGGAGGUGCUGGACCUGUUCCUGGACCCCGCCUUCUUCCAGAUGGACACCUCGUGUGUGCACUGGAAGUCCAUCAUUGACCAUCUGCUGACUCACGAGAAAACAAUGUUCAAGGACUUAAUGACCAUGCAGAGCAGCUCCCUGAAGCUCUUCUCGAGCCUCACCCAGAAGGCCAUGCUGCUGAAGCGCCAGGCGUUCGCGGUCUUCAGCGGCGAGCUGGACCAGUACCACCUGUACCUGCCUCUGAUCCAAGAACGCCUGACGGACAAUCUCCGCGUGGGACCGACGUCCACAGUCGCUGCUCAGAUGUUUCUUUUUUUCAGAGUUCUGCUGCUCAGAAUAUCCCCGCAGCAUCUGACCUCUCUGUGGCCCAUCAUGGUCUCUGAGUUAAUUCAGACCUUCCUGCAGCUGGAAGAAGAGCUGAAGGAGGAGGAGGAGUCUUCGAGAAACAGCAGCAAACCGGGCCGGGCGAAAGCCCCCGAGGCCGCGGGGGAGCCCCCCGCCAGCGCCAGCGUGUACCUGUCAGCCUGCAAAUUCCUGGACACGGCCCUCUCCUUCCCCCCCGACAAGAUGCCGCUGUUUCAGGUGUACAGGUGGGCCUUUGUUCCAGAGGUGGACACAGACGGCCCUGAAUUCCUGUCGGAGUCGGACGAGAGUCAUCAGGAGUGCACGCCCCACACUGUCCGGAUCCUCAAACUCCUCAAGCUGAAAUACGGGGAGGUUGACGGCGCGGAUGAGGUCACCCUGAAGAGGGAGUUUCCCCUUCUGCGCCAGCAUUCUGUCUCCAGCAUGAAGCAGUUGAUGCCGUUCUUCAGAACGCUCAACCACGCGUUCAGAACCCAGAGCAGACUCCCUGCCGCCGGCCCCGGCCCACCGUCCUCCGAGUUUCCCAUCACCGACAGCCCGAAGGUCCUCAGGCAGCUGGAGGAAUGUGUGGAGUACGACUUUCUGGAGCAUCUGGAGUGCUGACCGCCGGGAGCAGAGUCCAGGGAACACUUGCUGGCUUCUGGGGGAGAGCCGGGCCUGCAGCCGUUCCGUGUCUGGGCUCCAGACGCACAGACCCGGCCAGCGGCCUGUUUCAGACUGACAUGAGUUACACUGGGUUUGGCACUUGGGGCACGGGGUGGUGCCCCCAGCCUCCGCACUGGGCCAGGCUCAGCCGUCUCACUGUCUCUGAAGGAGGCAGGGGUCAGGGUCACGCUUUGAAACAAGCCUGUCCAAGUCGGGGGGCGAGCUCCAAAUAUCUGGGGCCGGCACGUCCCCCUUGUAACAUACUUGGGUCUGAGUCGAGUUUUCUUCCUUAUCUUAUGUAAAUAAAAUAAAGUUAAUAUA
Molecule: messenger RNA, 7302 nt
Organism: Sorex araneus (European shrew)
Lineage: Eukaryota; Metazoa; Chordata; Mammalia; Eulipotyphla; Soricidae
Gene: DOP1B
Product: DOP1 leucine zipper like protein B
Exons: 37
Coding region: 154-6939 (2261 amino acids)
Biological process (GO): Golgi to endosome transport
Cellular component (GO): endosome; trans-Golgi network
Source: RefSeq, a predicted model, not a curated record